CACGUGAAAUUUCUCAGCGUGGUCAACCCAUCGAUCAUGGGUGUUCGAAUGGCCACGUGCUUUUGGAUAUGACGCCAACAAAAUGUCCUGACAUUUGCCCAGUAUUUCAGCUUUUACUAUCAAUCUACUCAAGAUGGACCACAGCUGUAGGAAGAUGGGCAAACCCGAAAGGCUGGUAAGGCCAGGGAAGAACAACACGCAGUCUCCAGGCGGGUGUGGGAGCGUUAUGCAAAAGUAUCACUUCACAGAAUCAUCUAGUUCACGUGGAGACCUUGUGCAUCCUCCGGCCAAACUGCUACCACCAUUUCCACCUCAAUCGCCCACACGGUUGUCACAGGUGGAGCAGACAUUCCAAUCAGUCGUCGGGCCAUUUUCGCAUCUGAAUAUUCCCCAGAGGGAAAGAUGUAAGUUACCCAGCCUUGAUUACUCUAAAGCUGACUUAAUGGGACGCGCUGUCAUCAAAGAUAGAUCCACAGUACAGCGAGGAAAACGACGCAGGGCUUCCGUAGAUGUCUAUGUCGAGACCACGCCCCUACCACACUUCCGUUGUUUACUGUGCGGUCUGGAUUGUGUCCGAGGAGACUUGUUGUACGCCCAUUUGCUGAUUCUGAGACAUGACUUUGCCAAACGUUAUGGUCUAGACGGCAGCAUAGUGCGAAAUGAGGAGCAAAUCAGUGUAUGGACAGCCCGAUUGACGUGCUGCCGCUGUGGUCGACGCUGGGAAUCUGAAGUAGAAUGUUUGUCAGCCAACCAGCACGGCUGUGUUCAACAAAAGGCGGCCUAUCUGAGCGCAUUUCUCGCCCCAAACGAUGUGGUUAAACAGGGUCUACCGUUUCUGUGCUUGUUCUGUUGCACAGAGCCCAACCGACCAAAUCAGCCUUCGGUUCGUUGUGGCCGUGGUACUACAGGUUUCUCAAAGCCACAGCCACUGAAGUUGCAUGAGAGCGCUAUGAGAUUUCGUUCUAAGCUUCAUUUGGUCGUACACAUUCUGUGUCGACACGCCGCCCAACGAAAGUCAGGUACAUGUGCAGAAUGUCCACUUAUGCAAUUAAACCUACCGGCAGAAGAAGAGGGUGGCUCGGAACGGUCCUUUUGGUAUCCUGAAGAAGACGAGGUGAUUCGUCUGGGUGAAAGGGUUGCCCGCUAUCGACGGACAAAGGAACACAAGCAGCUUCAGUCCCAAGAUGACACACUGACAGCAAGCUCGGAAUCAGAAACAGAUACCUUGUCUCCAUGUCAAAACAGUGACAAUUCCAUUCUGAAAAGACAAGGUCUCCAAGCCUUGGAAAAGCACAUUGACGAGUAUCACCUACCUAACUUCGAAGUACUCAUGUGGUACAUGUUACACUCCAUGCCUACCAGGGCGAAUAGUUCCACCGCACGCAAACACGCCAUGUACAGUUGUCCGAUUUGUGACUUGAACAACUAUCGCAUGUUGCCGCACAUUUCAGCCAUGAUCGGUGAAGAUAUGAGCAAAUCCGUGGGUGACCUGCCUGCAAAGCAUUGCCACAUCACAAGCAACGCCAUGCUGCAGGCCCAUGUGGCAUGCUACCAUGCUGGAGCGAAGGAGCUGGACUCAUUGUUGGAGCUGUGUCAAGUGUGCGAGACUACUGAUUUCAUGAGACUGUCGUCGCACGCAUUUUCUGAAAGGGCAACACAAACCGUGCAGGGCUCGCUGCGGCACCUUACGCGUGCUGGUCAUGUGGCUCGUCUCUUGAACCAAUUUAACCAAUGCGUUAGUCAAGGUCGUUUGGACAUGGAGAGCUAUCAUGCAAGUCUGGAUUGGUCGACUGUGUGUCUCUUCUGUUGGCAUCGAUAUGCAAUUCACUUAGGCGAUUCAAUGACGAAUUUACUGGCCCAGUGCCGCCUACAAACUCAUUUGGUUGUGCAACAUGGGGCGCUAAGUUACGAGUCUUCCUAUAAGUCUUGCGAUGUGACCUUGAAUGGGGUUCGCCCUUGUGGGUGGUGUGGAGAGACAAUGCGUUUAUUUGGCGAAGAAGUCAAAUGGACAAGCUGAACGAUUUGUGGAUACUUUCAAGAGCGCUCUGCUCAAAGCGGAAGGAGACGGACCAAUCCAAAAGGUCCUACAAACUUUUCCGUUAACGUACAGGAUUACGCCUAAUCCACCGACGCCUGAAGGGAACUUCCCAGCAGAAGUACUCCUGCUCAGAAAGCCUCGAACGAAAUGUGAUCUAAUAAGGCCGUCGGAUAGACCCAAUGCCGAAAGAAACUGGAUAACCGAGCACCAGUACAACCGAAGGCAUCGCGCUAUACCAUGACACUUCGAAGUUGAGCAGAAAGUGUUGACAAAAGACUAUCAGAACACCCAAAUCUCUUGGACCCCUGGAAUGGUUGUAAAAAGAUAUGGCCAUGCCUGUUUUGAAGUGGCCGUACGCGAUGACAAAUGGAUUGGCAACAUUAACCAACUCAGGAGUUACAUGUCAUUUGACAGAAGAGAAAAUGUCCUAACUACACCUCUUGAAUUACUUCUGGACGAGUUCAAACUACCAAAAACAGAGACUACUCAGCAAUAUAAGCGUAUCAAUCCAACAACCUCUCUUUCACCCGAUUGUCGACUCAGAAGAUGGCCCGAUCGUUGCCGAGUUCCUGUCGCGCCGCUCUAGUUUACUCACAGGCUGAAAUCAAAUGACAGUGGACUUCUAACGGGGAGGUGUUAGGAGGGGCAUCUCCUAACGAAUGGAUCAGCAAACCCAACGGAAUUGCAUGGCUGAACGCUAAACGCGUGCGUCCAUCUGCCGUAAUUAUUGAUUGUUAAUUUGGAUUCUGUAUUCAUGUGACCUCGAGUGCCUCGCACGUCCUGUUGCGGCAUUUUUGAGACUAACUGUUAUGCAAAUAAGCAUCUUAUUACACAG
Molecule: messenger RNA, 2873 nt
Organism: Dicrocoelium dendriticum
Lineage: Eukaryota; Metazoa; Platyhelminthes; Trematoda; Plagiorchiida; Dicrocoeliidae
Source: the annotation of a GenBank genome assembly